CCGGCAUAUAUGAUCCGGAAUCGGGCGAUUCACAGCUCAGCAACUACGUUAUAUCAUCAUAUACACCUACACUAUCCAUGCUACUCGAACAAUCCGAACCGCCCACCAUCUCGCCCUUCAAACUCUUGUCGGUCAUCCAAUCCUCAGUACCUGGCGCAUCAUCUCUUCCCAAUACCAAACAAGAAUUGGAAUUCAUCCGACAACGCCUUGCCGGUCGUGAUCAUAUCGUGCUCGAAGGCGAGGCAGGUACAAAGAGACAGGUGAUGAAAGGGAUGAAAGAAUGCAACUGGCUUCAUUUGGCAUGUCAUGGGAUACAAGAGCCAGAUGAACCAACGAAGAGUGCGCUUCUUCUCCAAGACGGCCAUCUUACACUCGAGGAAAUCAUAAAACUCGAACUUCCUCGAGCCGAAUUUUCGUUCUUAUCCGCUUGUCAAACGACAUCAGGAGACGAAAAUCUGUCGGAAGAAGCCGAUGACCUUGCGCCUAUGGUGACGGACGAGUUCUAUAGGCAUGUGAUGGAAGAAGGAAAGCGACCCGACUCUAGGAGGGCGGCGGAGGCAUUACAUCUAGCG
This is a messenger RNA of Acaulospora colombiana, 572 nucleotides long. The record is from the annotation of a GenBank genome assembly. NCBI's taxonomy places the organism in Eukaryota, Fungi, Glomeromycota, Glomeromycetes, Diversisporales, Acaulosporaceae.